AUGGCCAAGAAGGUGGUGUUGAAGGGUGUCCAUAGACACAGAAAGAAGAAGAUCCGGACAUCUCCCACCUUUCGGCCACCCAAGACACUAAGACUCCGAAGGCAGCCCAAGUACCCUUGGAAAAGUGCCCCUUGGAGAAACAAGCUUGAUCGCUAUGCCAUCAUUAAGUUCCCCUUGACCACUGAGUCUGCUGUGAAGAAGAUUGAAGACAACAACACCCUAGUCUUCACCAUGGACGUCAAGGCCAACAAGCAUCAGAGCAAGCAGGAGGUAAAGAAGUUCUAUGACAUCAACAUGGCCAAGGUCAAUACACUGAUUCACCCUGAUGGAGAGAAGAAGGCCUAUAUCCGACUUGCUCCAGACAAUGAUGCUUGA
Messenger RNA from Trichosurus vulpecula (common brushtail), 375 nucleotides. Its product is annotated as 60S ribosomal protein L23a-like. Bases 1 to 375 code for a protein of 124 amino acids. Gene Ontology annotation, cellular component: ribosome; cytosolic large ribosomal subunit. The transcript has a single exon. Gene Ontology annotation, molecular function: structural constituent of ribosome. Gene Ontology annotation, biological process: translation; ribosomal large subunit assembly. The record is from RefSeq and is a predicted model, not a curated record. NCBI's taxonomy places the organism in Eukaryota, Metazoa, Chordata, Mammalia, Diprotodontia, Phalangeridae.